Rhineura floridana is the source of this 3135-nucleotide messenger RNA. It is a transcript of the gene GAL3ST4, whose product is annotated as galactose-3-O-sulfotransferase 4. Gene Ontology annotation, molecular function: galactosylceramide sulfotransferase activity. Gene Ontology annotation, cellular component: membrane. The coding region runs from base 304 to 1563 and encodes 419 amino acids. Lineage: Eukaryota; Metazoa; Chordata; Lepidosauria; Squamata; Rhineuridae. Gene Ontology annotation, biological process: glycolipid biosynthetic process. The record is from RefSeq and is a predicted model, not a curated record. The transcript has 4 exons.
GUCUGCCCUGAACCAGGUGGCGAUGCAAAACAUGACCGAGCCUGUGCGCACACUUGUCGCCUGCAGCAAAGCGUUUCCAUUGACCACACCUAGAGGGGGAACAGGUUGAAGCCUUUUGUAGGCACAGGUGAAUCCAGGCCCGAACUUUCCGUCCUGGGAUCGUCUGACAAACAUACCCCCAAGUGGAGCACCUCCCACCCACCCCGCGCGCGCCAGAGACCUCCAGGGAGGCCUCUGAAGCCAGCUAGGCGAGGGCGAGGGGCACCUCAGACUCAGCUCUGUUCCUGCUCCCCAGGCCAGAGGAUGAGGGUCCUCUAUGGGGGUUGCUGCCGCUUCCAAGUGCUCUGGGCUGCUCUGGCCAUCUCCAUUACUAUUGGCUUCACCAUCCAGUUCUUGGGAGUCUCCGUUCAGAAGAGGGUUACCUUGUCCCCACUGCCCCGAACCACCAGGGCCCCUCCAGCCAAAGCUGAGAAGAAUGAGGGGGAGCAAGGACCCCCCAGCCAGCCCCUCCCAUGCCAGCCCCGGCAGCACUUGGUCUUCCUGAAGAGCCACAAGACCGGCAGCAGCACCAUCACCAACAUCCUGCACCGCUUUGGGGAUGCUCAGAGCCUGCGCUUCGCUCUCCCAGCCCGAUACCAGUUCAGCUACCCUAACUUGUUCCAGGCACGGCGGGUCAAGGGGUGGCACCCCAGGGGGCACCCAUUCGACAUCCUUUGCCAUCACAUGCGCUUCAAUUUGCCUGAGGUCCAAAAAGUGAUGCAUCCUGACAGUUUCUACUUCUCCAUCGUGCGGGACCCCGUUUUCCUGGCGGAGUCGGCCUUCUCCUACUUCCGAGGUGUGGUCCCUGCCUUCCGCCGUGCUGGCUCUCUGCCAGAGUUCUUGGCUUCCCCGCAGCGCUUCUACCGGCCUGGUGAGCGAGGCAACCACUAUGCCCGCAACCUGCUCUGGUUUGAUUUUGGCCUUGAUCCACCAGUGGCCCCAGGCCUGGCACCAAUCAAGGCUGCCUUGGCAGGGCUGGAGCGCAUUUUCCAUCUUGUGCUGUUAACGGAACAUAUGGAUGAGUCGCUGAUCCUCCUGCGUCAUGCCCUCUGCUGGAGCCUGGAGGAUGUGGCAGCCUUCCAGCACAACUUGCGCAGCCCAAAGGCAGUUCGCACCUUGGCACCUGCUGAUGUCACCCGGCUCCGAGCCUGGAACAACCUGGACUGGCAUCUCUAUGUUCACUUCAAUCGCACCUUCUGGGUGCAGGUGGAACACUUUGGCCGUGCCCGCUUGGCUGAGGAAGUAGCCCUGCUCCGCAAGCAGCGGGCAGAGCUCAUGCAUCACUGCCUGCUGGGCGGCGGUCCGCUGGAGCCAGGCCAGAUCACCGAUGAACGCAUUCGCCCCUUCCAGUUUGGGCAAGUGCCGAUCUUGGGCUAUGCCCUGCAGCCCAGCCUGGGCCCUGCAGCUCAGGAGCUGUGCCAGCGCAUGGUCACCCCUGAACUACAGUACAAGGACCUCCUUGAUGCCAAGCACUUCCCCCCACCCCUGCAGGCCCAUGGCUCUCAGGCUGGGGGAGUGGGGUAGCCCAAGAAGGGCCCUUGGCAUGGGCAGGUGGGCAGAGCAGGACAAGGCUGGCAGAAACUGGUGUCACAACUCACUCCUUGAACUUGGUACUCCAUGUUCUCCCCCGCCGCCGCCUGGGGGCUCACGGCACACCAAACAUGCACACAGGCAGUGGCAGCAGUAGCUAUUCACAUGAAGGAGAUAGAGAGAGUUUGGGCUUCCUCUGGGGCCUUUCCUUAUGACUCCACUUCUUCAGUGCUCCUCCCAUGCCUCCCAUCCCAAAUGAGGAGAGUCCUAUGCAGUGGAUUCCAGGUCAGUGCCCUCCAUUGGGUUUUUCUACCUCCUCUGAGCUGCCUGGAAGGGCACUGGAGGAGGGCUACACUCUGGUAGCAUUACACAGACCAUACAGAAGCUCAGGAAUGGAGAAAGAAAGUGCCUGCCUCAGGAUGUGUGUGUGUGGGGGAGAGAGAGAUGCAAUAUGUCCCACCUGCUGCUGUGCUAUUGAAGGUUGUGCAUGCAUGCCAUUGUGCCCCAAGCUGCAAUAUGCCUCCCUCUCAGUGACGACAGAAUCAGAGGUGAAGCAUAGAGUGUUCACUGACACACUCACAGCAGGCACUAUGCCCUGUGAUGAGGCUGACCUCAGCAGGCACAGCCAGGCCUAACACCACACAGGGAUGGGGCAGCUACACAGUUGCUACAACCCCAUGCCUGUCAUUUGGGACUAAGUCCCAAGAAUUCAGUGGGCCUUCUUCUGCGUACUCAUGCAUUGAGUCGGCCUGCAUGAUUGUGAGCCUCAAAGUCUGCAGUGCAAACUCACAAGGGGCCCUAAAGCCAGGUGCCAUGCACUCUUGUUCUCUGUCAGCGUCAUUCACGGUCACCUCCAAUCGGUAAUGGUACUUUCCCACCGUGGAGAGCUGUUGUGUGGAGCACUAAGGCAACACAUCUGAAGUGCUGCAAACACUUGGGAAAUGCUGCAUAAAUGCAAUCUUUGUACUGGUUUAAUUCCUCUGCUCCCCACCCCCUGCUGCCCUUCCUGCUGGAUCUGGAGCCUUUGCCAUCGGGGCCUCUCUGGCUGGGGGCCUGGGGCUGGUUCUUUUUUUGGGGGGGAGGGAGUGUGUCUCCUGGAUUCAAGAUUUCACAGGACCUGGCAAGGCAGAACGUUCUAGAAUGAAAGUGCUGGCAACAGUGGCUGAUCACUGCAUAUUUUGACACACCCUUUCUAGGGGACAGUCUGUACAAGAAUGUUUUUAAAUGUGAAACAAAGAAGGAUCAGAUCAGUAUAUGGCAGCAUUCUCUCCCCUGUUGCCCCCAAGCCCCCUCCACAUCACCAAGCAGACACUCAUCUCCAGAGCUGCUAGUGGAGCCUGAGGGGGGAAGUGGCCACUGUCCCUCCCUCCCUCCCUCCCUCCCUCUUCCUGUUACAAUCAGAGUUUUUGUUAAGAACACCCUGUGGAGCAAUUGAUGCUGAAUUCCUUCCAGCACUUUUUACAUGGCUGGACCCCAAAAUUCCACAAUGAUGCAGCUUAGUUUUGUGUUUUUAAAAAGAAUUUUACUGUGAACAAUUUAUUAGAGGAGAUAGUUUUUAAUAAAUAA